AUGCCCAUCCAAAUGGUGUGCGAUUCGACACCAUCGCUAGUGAGUGCGGCUAUACGGGAUGCGUUGCACUCGACGGGCGGCACAACAAAUGGACGAACGGUUGGUCACGGUUAUGGCGCGGCUUCCACCAGCAACGGUGUCACAGUGAAUGGAACCGGAACUGCCAGUGGACAGUCACCCAGCAAGCAACAGCUCUCGUUCCGGCGGACAUUAGCGGCGGCCCAGCUUGACAACGAUUACGACCAAUAUGACGAACCGGAGGACGGUGGACCGAACGAUUUGGUGGAAUCCAUCAGUCAGUCGUUACGCCAGGGCCAGCAGGUUAAGCCCCUAACGUACGAAGAAGGCCCCAGCUACAGUACGAACCUGGAAAAUCUGCGAUCCAAAUACAUCGUCCUGAAAGCGGGAACUCUGGCCGAUUCCACUGCCUCCGGUGGUUCCUUAAGCAAUUCCAACUCCUCCUCGUCCUUCGGUGCAGCAGGACUAACCAAAGCAACCACUGGUGGAUCCCCGAACACACUCCUGACCAUGAACGGUGGUUCCCUGAAGUUCUCGGCAAGCUCCACUCCAUCGCCCAGUGCGGCCAAAUCGUCUAACCAUGUGCUCCAUCAGCAACAAAAUGGCGUCCCUGCCUCCGCUAGCAGUACUGCCGCCGGAAGGAUGGAUACCACCAACACCAACACACUGCCAACACCGAAGCGGACGCUUUUCCCUCGCGAGAAUGUACAGAUCGGGUGGAAAACGACCGGCCGCAAAUGGUUGGUCGGUGCGGGUAUGAUGAACAUGGGCAACACCUGCUAUCUUAACUCGACUCUCCAAGCGCUGUUCCACGUGCCGGCCAUCGCCAACUGGUUGCUGUCGGACGAGCCACAUCGCGUCAAGUGCGAUGAAGGCGGCUCUGGCGGCAAUUGCAUUAUCUGCGCGAUGGCAAAAACGCUCCUCGAAUCACAGUCCAAUCAAACUGCCUUCCGACCCUACCUGGUGUAUUCGAGGCUGAGGCUUGUCUGCAAACAUCUGGUACCGGGCCGGCAAGAGGAUGCCCACGAGUUCCUGCGCUAUCUGGUGGAAGCAAUGGAAAAGUCUUACCUCAACCGGAGCAAGAACAGCAAGGAGCUGGACCAGUACAGCAAGGAAACGACACCGCUGAACCAAAUUUUGGGCGGGUACUUAAGGUCGGAGGUGAAGUGUCUGUCCUGUCAGCACGUUUCGACUACGUUCCAACAUUUUGAGGAUCUGCUGCUCGAUAUCCGGAAAGCCAAUUCGAUCGAUGAGGCUCUGGAGGUGUACUUUGCGCGCGAACGACUGGAGGAGAUGGGAUACAAGUGUGAGGCGUGCAAGCGCCGUGUCGCGGCAACGAAGCAAUUUUCGCUCGAGCGUGCACCGUUUGUGCUGUGCAUACAGCUGAAGCGAUUUUCCAUGCUGAGUGGCAAGAUCAACAAACACGUGGAGUUGCGUUCCAAGCUGGAUCUAACACCUUACUCGUCGCCCGCCAUGCGCACGAACGGUGGCAAGCUAACGUAUCGGCUAACGUCGAUGGUAACGCAUCUGGGUAGCACGCAGCACUGUGGACAUUACACUGCGAUCGGACAUACGGAUGCCGCCGGGUAUCACGUGUUUGAUGACAGCUCUGUGCGCCCGAUCGGUAUUCACAACGUCAUGAGCACGAACGCGUACAUCCUGUUCUACGAGCUGGAGAGUGUGGCGGCCGGUGCGAUUGGUUUACCGAACGGAACUUGUCGAGCGAAGGCGACCGUAACCGUGGGACAACCGAGCAGUACGGCGACACUCACGUCGAUGGGCCACUUAAGCAACGGUACAUCCCCGACAACCGGGCUUGGUAGUAGUGGCGGAACCGCUAGUGGAACGAGUGGAACCGGUGGUGGGGGGAGUAAUGGUGGCACACCCGGCAAAAUCACUAACUCAUCCCCGCUCCGGGUACUCGGUACUGGUGGCGGCAAUGGAUCUAGUGGUGGCCUCUUCCCGAGCAAGUUGGAACAGAAGCCGGGCCUUAUUGGGCCAGUGCUACCAACCGCAACGACCUCAACCACCGGCAGCAACCCAUCAGCAACAGCAACCACCACCGCCAUCACCGGUAAGGGAGCGAACAACAACAACAACGGCCCGACAACGACAACCAGCGUAACCUCAUCGGCAAGUGCUUCCGGCAGAGACAUAGCAAUCUUUUCUUCUCCUUCAUCGACAGCGUCAACCCUUUCGAAUGCGUCCCCGCUCAGUUCGCCAGCGAAACAGUACACGGAGUCGUUAUCGGGCAGCAAAGUUCCUAAACUUCCCGAUAUCAACGCACGCAACACGACAGCUUCCCUCAACGGUGCUGCUUACAGUGAGGCGAAAGUCAAAUGUUUAUCCACUCCGUUGCUUGCAUCGAUGCCGAAGCUUAAUUCGCCGUGCAAAUCGUCGGAGAGCACCAACGGAUGUUCCUCGGCCGUAAUCAGCCUGGUACCGUACGAUAGUGAUGAUACAAGCAGUACAAGCGAGGACGAGGAUAACCACGAGCUCGGCAAAACCACGCCCAAAUCGCUCGUACUCACCAAUGGCAGUAGUACGGCUAAACGUGCGCGACAACAGCUGGUCACCUUUGUGAAUGGCAAACGUAGCAGCAAGCAUAGCAAGGAUGAGCCACAAGCUGUAGCGCGUGAUGAAGGCGGUAAUGGAGAGGAGGAAGAAGAGGAUGAAGAGGAGGAGGAGGAGCGGACAAGCACGGGAUCUUCCCGUUCGCCGCAGAUGAUCAAAACCAAGGCAGGUCUUUGGAAGGUCUCCAAGAGCAGUACGGCCGAUCAGCUCAGCUAUCCGGACAGUGGAUCGGCCUCAUCAUCCAAAUCAUCCUCCCCCACGACAUCGGGCGUAUCCUCUCCGACUAGCUCACCGGGACAGAAGCCACAUAAGCUACCACUUAAGAAUGUCGGUACUUCCGGUGGAGAUGGUGGUGAAUCUUCGUCACUGAGUAAUGGUCAUCGGCCAGCACACAACGGCAUGAAUGGAAAGAUCAACAAAGCAAUGGCGAACGGAUAUCAUACGAAUGGAGCUGCAGGAAAUCGUUCAGCGUCCCCUGGUGGAGAUGGAAAAGGAAGCUCAUCAACCGUUCAAAUGCUGAUGAAGUACUCACACCGGGGCUAUGGCGCACCGGUUAAAAGCUGGAACGGGCAGCAGACAGCGAUGGAACGAGAGCUAACAAACGAACGGCGCGAAGAACGUAAGCGUCAGAUCGAGGAGGAUCGCGAAACAGAAAUGGAUCGUGGCCGGAUAAAGAAAACCAAGGCAAGUGGUGGUGCACAGUCGUCGGUUGGUGUAGCAAAUUCCGGCGGCAAUAAUCCCUUCCAGCAGUACCAGAAUCAUCAGACUGGUGGCGGUGGUAAGUGGAUGGGAAACGGUGGAGGAAACCGUAACCACUUCCACAAUCAUCAUCAAAAUAACUAUCGCGGUGGUGGUGGCGGUGGCGGUGGUUACUAUCAGAACGGCAAUGGGAACCGGCACCAUGGUGGUGGUGGUGCUAAUGGUGGGUUUCGUACCGGUAGCAGACGGUUCGGUGGUCGGAACGGUGGCGGAUUCCAUACGAAGGCUCACCAUCAUCAUCAGCGCAGUGAACAGGGUAGCGGCAUGGCUGGUGGUGGUGGCGGGAGCAACGGUUUUUACCAUCGAUAA
Messenger RNA from Anopheles marshallii, 3660 nucleotides. RefSeq names its product ubiquitin carboxyl-terminal hydrolase 36 (gene scny). Gene Ontology annotation, molecular function: cysteine-type deubiquitinase activity; cysteine-type endopeptidase activity. Gene Ontology annotation, biological process: protein deubiquitination; regulation of apoptotic process. The coding region runs from base 1 to 3660 and encodes 1219 amino acids. NCBI's taxonomy places the organism in Eukaryota, Metazoa, Arthropoda, Insecta, Diptera, Culicidae. The transcript is spliced from 3 exons. Gene Ontology annotation, cellular component: cytosol; nucleus. The record is from RefSeq and is a predicted model, not a curated record.